Molecule: messenger RNA, 945 nt
Organism: Fusarium falciforme
Lineage: Eukaryota; Fungi; Ascomycota; Sordariomycetes; Hypocreales; Nectriaceae
Product: COesterase domain-containing protein
Exons: 1
Coding region: 1-945 (314 amino acids)
Source: RefSeq, a predicted model, not a curated record
AUGAACGAUCUAUCCAAACUAGGACGCAAGAUCAACCAGAAUGUUGGCCCCACCUUCGCAACGUACGCGCCCCUGCUCGCAGCACGUGAGGCAGCUAUUCACUCAACCCGUCACGAGACGUUUCAGUACGGCGACGACCCUCGGCAAGCCUUGGACGUUUACUAUCCAAAGUCGAACUCAUCCAGGGGGCCCAAGCCUGUCCUCAUGUGGAUAUACGGUGGGGGCUUCACCCAGGGUGACAAAGUCCUUCCGGGCUAUGCUAAUGGAACCGUCUAUGGCAACGUGGGGCAUUUCUUUGCAACCACGCUGAGUUUCACCGUCGUGGUUCCAAACUAUCGCCUUGUGUCUGACGGCGGCCGAUUUCCCUCAGGCGGGGAGGACCUCGCACUCGCGAUCGCCUGGGUGCGGGAUUGCUUGACCAAGCAAGACGGUUAUGGAUCCAUCAACCUCUUUCUCAUGGGGAACUCUGCCGGAGGGGUGCACUUGGCGACGUACCUUCUUCAUAGGCAAUUCAAUUCCUCGCGUGAGUCAAUCACCAAGUACACCCAGCAUGGAGUGAAGCUUCGGGCAGUCAUCUUCCUCUCAGUUCCUUUCCACUUCGAACAGGCGCCCAAAGAUAGAGUGGAAGCUUUGGAGGGUUACUUUGGUGGUAAAGACCUCAUGACGCCAUCUCCCCUGGGGCUUCUCAGAUCGAACAAGCUGGACAACGCAGUCGUCGAAUCUGGCGUCAAGUUCUCUGUCUGGACGGGGAGCUUGGAUCCCAUCGACGAGAUUCUAGGGCCAACAGCAGAUUUUCAGCGGGAGUGGGAGGGACCCAGUUUACAAUCUUUCGUGCUGAAUGGGCAUAACCACAUGAGUCAACAACUUAGCUUGGGCACUGGCAUAACGCAAGAGGAGGAGUGGGGAGUGGAGGUUGGCCGAUUUUGCGAAUUCAGCUGCCCAUAG